GCUUGCUUGUAGGGUAGACGAAAUGACUCUCUGCGGCCGUCUUGCUUUAGUGACUGGAGGCACUAGUGGCAUCGGUGAGGCCAUCUGCCACGCUCUCGCCGCUGAAGGAGCAACGGUGAUCGUCGCUGGCAGACGACUCGAUGUCGCCAGGAAAGUGGUCCAGUCUCUGCCAGGUGAAGCGAAACACACGGCACUAUACUUGGAUAUCGGCGACGCUUCCUCUGUUGAGAAGCUCUUCAACAGCAUCCGCCACGCAUCUGCACUGCCUCUCAGCAUCGUCGUCAACAGCGCCGGGAUUCAUGUUGCGGUGCCUCUCGUCGACUGCACAGACGAACUGUUUGACGACAUCAUGAGGAUCAAUUUGAAGGGCGCAUUCCUGGUGACCCGCGCUGCUGGCCGCGAGAUGAUUCGUACAGCAAAGGAGCUGCACGAAGGAGGCGCAUCGAUCGUGAAUAUAUCCACCAUCGCGGCCAAGGGCGGCUGGUUGAACGCUUCGGCGCACGCCGCUUCGAAGGCCGGCGUCAUUGCGCUCACCAAGUCUGCGGCGCAGGAACUGGCAGAGCACGGCAUCCGCUGCAACACAGUGCUUCCUGGGUGGACCGAUACACCCAUGACAGCGUCUCUGCCCGACGAACAAAAGGCCGCUGUCUGCUCAAUGGCGGCUCUCAAGAGGGCCGCUCAUUCUCGCGAGAUCGCUGAGGCCGUCAAGUUCCUCUGCUCACCCACGGCUAGCUCAUACGUAACGGGAGCCGCGCUAGAAGUCGCCGGUGGGCUGAAAAUGUGAUUUUCUGUCUAAGCAGUGGUUUAGUUCCGUUUACUCAAGGAUUCAGGCAAGCGAGAGCUGCGCCACCUUUGCUCGACCCUAGCGUGCAUGUGCGAGUAGCGAGCGAGAAACGGGGGACGGAAAAGGGGGCAGGGGGACUUUUGCAUUUCGAAAUCUACCUUUGCCUAUAAGCACUGCACACGAGGGCAUGCUUCCUUCUAUUUGGCCCUACUCGAUGGUCAUGCAAACUGCACGAGAACAGUAGCUUAAAUUGCGUCCAGACGAGAUUACAGCGGCCGAUGCAAAGUCCGUAAUGGCGAGGCAUACAACACAACUGAUUCGCACUAACAGCGAGUCAUUAUUCCCUGGUCUGUAGCCGCUAAAGCGGCGUCUUUCUAACACAUCAACCCGCGCUGCACGUGGGGUCGUUCCGCUCCCCUUUACGGUAACACGUUAUUACUGAGACCCACUUAGCCACUUACUUAGAGGCCAGUAAAGAACUAAUGAGAAAGAAAUAUACAUAACCACUGCCAUAUAGGAAUAACAUUGGAUCGAUGUCAUCACCAUUAAGCUAUCUGGUUCAAUUUCCAUCGACGAGAGACUUUCCAAGACUUCUUAAAAUAAAUUCGUUAGGUUAAGAAAAGAAAA
Dermacentor andersoni is the source of this 1411-nucleotide messenger RNA. Its product is annotated as (3R)-3-hydroxyacyl-CoA dehydrogenase-like. The record is from RefSeq and is a predicted model, not a curated record. NCBI's taxonomy places the organism in Eukaryota, Metazoa, Arthropoda, Arachnida, Ixodida, Ixodidae.